This is a messenger RNA of Lotus japonicus, 2637 nucleotides long. RefSeq lists its product as uncharacterized. The transcript is spliced from 6 exons. The coding region runs from base 1 to 2637 and encodes 878 amino acids. The record is from RefSeq and is a predicted model, not a curated record. Gene Ontology annotation, molecular function: DNA-binding transcription factor activity, RNA polymerase II-specific. NCBI's taxonomy places the organism in Eukaryota, Viridiplantae, Streptophyta, Magnoliopsida, Fabales, Fabaceae.
AUGGUUUUUGAGGGGGGUAGGAAUGUUGUUUGUGUAUUAGCUAAUGAGAGAAAGCCAUGGGAAGAUUUACUUGUUGAUGCCGCAUGCGGUUCUGGGAAUGUUGAGCCUAGCAAUAUCAUUCUGUGGGUUCCCCCUCGUAUAAGCGUGGACGCCACACAUUUAUUUACAACUGAUCAGAUAUUUGAUACUCGUGAUGAGCUUGAACAAUGGGCUAAGAAUGUUGGAAAGGCGAAUGGUUAUGUGCUGGUGAUCGCAAGGUCUGACUAUGCUAUAAGUGGAGGAAAGGUAUUUGUUACUAUUAAGUGUGCGAAGCAUGGUAUUUACAGGCCAUACAAGGACCCGAAUACAUUCAAGUACAAAAAGACCGCAUCACAAAAGACUGAUUGUAAGUUUAAUCUCAAAGGACAACCUGCGAAGGGUGAUAGAAUGUGGCGGCUGAAAGUGAUGGAUGGUAAACACAACCAUGAACCAGCUAAAUCACUAGUUGGCCACCCCUACGUUGGUCGACUAACAGAGGAAGAGAAGGGGCUUGUGGGCACCAUGACUAGUACUUGGACUCCACCGAGACAAAUACUAGCGGCAUUGAAGGAAAACAAUCCAGGUAACUUGACUACAAUCACUCAAGUUUACAGUUGCAACAAAAGGUUUAAAAAAGAGGAGAGGGGACCAUUGACAGAAAUGCAACAUUUGAUGAAGAAGUUGGUAGAAGCCAAGUAUGUUCACUUUGAAAGGCAACAAGCUGAUUCAAGUGAGAUUAGGGAUCUCUUCUGGGCUCAUCCUGAUGCGGUCAGACUCUUCAACACAUUCCCUCAUGUGGUCAUCAUGGAUUGCACGUACAAGACAAACAGAUAUCAGAUCCCCUUGCUUGAAAUGGUUGGUCUCACUUCUACGGGGUUGACUUUCUCCAUAGCAUUUUGCUACAUAGUUAGGGAGCACACAAUUGACUAUGUUUGGGCCUUGGAGUGCAUGAAGUCUCUUAUUGCCGAUGAUGCCAGAUUACCUCAAGUGAUUGUGACUGACAGAGAUUUGGCUUUACUGAGUGCUGUUAAGCAAUGUCUUCCCAAUUUGAUGGAGAACUGGAAAUACCUGAUAUAUGCUGAAACAGUGGAACAAUUUGAUGAGGAAUGGAAGGAAAUGUGUGCCAUGUGUAAGGACUACCCAGAUUUCAUAUCCUACAUUUCUACUACAUGGUUAAAGCACAAGGAGAAAUUUGUGAGUGCGUGGACCAAUUCUGUGUUGCAUUUUGGAACAACAACGAGUAACAGGGCUGAAAGUGCACACUCAACCUUGAAGAGGAUGCUGAAAGACGACAGAGGUGACUUGUGCGCCUCGUGGGAUGCAGUGGAUAGGUUGACCACUGUACGACACAAUGAAAUCAAGGCAUCAUUUGAGCGCAAUAUCAACCUUGUAGAACAUCGUUUCAAGUCGCCCAUGUAUACAAAUAUCAGAGGAUUUGUGUCCAGAAAGGCCAUGCAACUCAUGGAAGAUGAACAGAACAGAGUGAUGCGUGAUGGUUGUGGAUGCGCGUUCCAAGUUACCCAUGGGCUUCCUUGUGCGUGUGCACUUCAUAGUUAUGAUAGAAUUCCGUAUGAGGCAGUCCAUACUUUCUGGAAGAUGCUUGGUUGGGACCAUGUACCCAUUGGGAGUCAAGCCUCAAACCAAGGAGACCUCCAGUCAGAGAUUGAUGGCUUGACCGCUUAUUUCAACAAUUUGGAUGUCGCGGACCAAAGUAUGCUAAGGAGGAAGGUAAAGGAGCUCUAUUGUCCUUCUAGUAGUUCACUGUGUCCUCCUCAAGUGAAGAUAAAGCCCAAGCGCUCGUCCAAGGCUAUGGAGAGUAAACCACCUAGUCAACAAAAACCAUCCUUACAGCGUGAUCCUUGUUAUUGGGAACAUGUUAACAAUAGCCUCAAGCCAACACCUAACAAAGUCUCUUGUCCUCGAAACCGAACUCCUACACCACAAGCUCUGAAGUCAAAGAAGAAGUCUAAGAAGAGCAACUUGUCCACCACCAGCAUAUACUUGGAUGAUUUGCCAUCUUUCUUCCAUCAAUAUAUAGAAAAAGUCAUAGAUGUUAUUCCAGAUGGUAAUUGUGGUUAUAGAUCAGUUGCUGCAUUGUUCAGACCCGACAUAGGUCAAGACGGUUGGCCUUUGAUUAGGGAAGAGUUGCUUGUAGAACUCUCAGAGAAUACCGCUUACUAUAGCAACAUAUUUGGUUACGAGAGGGUUCAGUCCCUACAAAAUCGUCUCAUCCUUCCGAUUGGUACAAUUGCAACUGAAGACAAGUGGAUGUCUCUACCGGAGAUGGGGUACCUCAUUGCUACGAGGUUUCAAGUUGUCUUCAUCUCCAUUGCACUAGACGGUUGUUACACUUAUCUGCCAUUGAGAGGAGGCGCCCCACCGGAAGUACAUCCCGUUAUAGCAGUUGGUCAUGUCACCAACCACUUUGUUCAGCUCAAGUUAAAGCCGGGACAUCCUAUGCCAACACUCGCUCCCCAAUGGCCGUUUUUGGCCAAAGAACCCACCAACCAAUGGAUCAUCCCAUAUGCGACGCGUUUGGCUACAUUUACGGCAGAAUUCAAUGCUUGGAUUGAUGCUGGUCCUCAAGAGAAUGUCUUUAUAGACCUUGGAGAAGAUUGA